This is a messenger RNA of Prorocentrum cordatum, 2579 nucleotides long. The record is from the annotation of a GenBank genome assembly. Lineage: Eukaryota; Dinophyceae; Prorocentrales; Prorocentraceae.
AGUCUUUCGGCCCAGUUCAGCGGCAGCACGCCUGCCAUGCCGCGCUUCGCAUCGCUUCUCUGUGCGCUGUUUGCUGCUGGCCUUGCGCUCGAAGACACGGGUCGUGUCGAAUCCGUGCCUGGGUACGGCCCGCCACCGACGGUCCACCACUCUGGCUUCGUAGAGGUUGACGCUGCCACGCGCACGAAUCUUUUUUAUUACUUGGUUGAAAGCCAGUCGGCCCCGAACGCGGACCCUCUCAUCUGGUGGUUCAAUGGCGGGCCAGGUGCCUCCUCCUUGGCAGGGUUUCUGACUGAAAACGGCCCAUUGCUCUUCAAUACCGUCGGAGAGUUUGUCCGCAAUCCGUAUGCUUGGAAUCAGGCGGCGAAUGUAUUAUAUGUCGAGUUCGGCCCAGGGGUUGGUUAUAGUUACUGCGCGAACAGCACGCAAGCGGGCCCAUCCGCACCAUGCCCGCAGAGCCAGGGGACUUGCUCUCCUUGCCCAGUAUCCGACAGCACGGUUGCACACCAGAACCUGGUGUUUAUCAAGAAACUCCUGACGGAGGUGUUUCCAUCGAUGGCAGGUCGACCGCUGUACCUCGCUGGCGAGAGUUACGCGGGGGUCUACAUCCCAACUCUCGCCGCCGCCAUGGUUGAGCAUUUCCAGGACACGAGCGUUGUCAAUUUGCAUGGCAUGUGGGUCACCGACCCCUGCACAGACAACAAGGCACAGUUCGGCUGGAUCGACUUGAGCGUGAGCUUUUGCUACCAGAAGGGCCUUAUCUCAAAGGAAGUCUACGAUGCAUUGAGCGAUCCAGCUCACGGCUGCUUUGAUGGCAGGACCCCAGUCGGCGAUAGGAUACGGAAGACUGGCAGCUUAGAAUGCAAACGAUCUUGGCGGCUUUAUGACAUCGCCACCGCUGGUAUUGGCGACGCUGUGCAGCCGCCAGAGGUGCCAGGCUUGCCAAUGUAUAUUGAUCCCCUCAAUGCGUAUGGACCAGCUGAGCCCGCAAACGCAGCAGAUCCGGCCGAAUACUUCUCACGUGCAGAUGUCAGGGCGGCAUUGCAUGCCACCUCUAGUCCGAACAAGGUUUACCACCUUGAGUUGGACAACAAUGGGUACACAGGGUACGACAGCGAGUACGCGGCAUGCAACACAGGGGAGAACAACGGGAAGUCUAUGAUUGAUGUCUAUCAGAGCUUACUGGUAUCCGCGAAGUCUGCAAAGUCCGCGAGCAAUCUGAAGCGCGUGAUCAUCUCCAGCGGUGACAUUGACCCAGUCGUCAAUUUGCACGGAACGGAGGCUGCUGUGACAGCGAUCGGGUUGCCGGUGUCAUUGGGUGGGGAUCGGCGUCCGUGGUUCUACAACUCCACAGCCGCCGACGUCGAUGUCUUGGUCAACAAGCCUGUGCAGUGGGGUCCUCAUCUUCGUGCACAGGCAGCUGGUGCUCAGGUCGGGGGGUUCGUGGUCAACUACGAAUCCAGUGUUCCUGGGUUAACCUUCGAUUUCGUCACAAUGCGAGGUUCGGGACACAUGGUGCCCGGUUACGUGCCGCAGCGCACACUGCAUGUCAUUUAUCAUGCGCUAUUGCAGGGCAAGCCGCUUUCUCCACUAUUGCCUGCGGACUGGGACUCUUCCAGCGAGGAUGCAUUCUACGGCUGGAAGACGAACGAGGGCGGCGCUUUUACGGCAUGGGCGAAAGACGCGAUGUCAGACGUGCCGACUUUGAAGCAAGGCACGGCGUCGCUAGGGGAGACAACGAUAUUCGUUUGAUGUGAUCUGGGGGCCUUCCCUCCGCCCGAGACCCUUUCGCCACCUCAAGAUUAUUGCUGCGCGGAUCCACCUCCCACCAUCGUGACCAAAUGCUUGUGGAACUCAGGCCCUUCCUCACACACAGCUGGGUUGCGGGCAGCGGAAAUGCAGCACGCUUGGGACCAGGCUGACCAUCGGGUGUGUCAUGAGCCCUGGGAUGGCGCCAAUUUUCGGCGUUCUUGUGUGCAGUGAUGGCGGAUCAUCGCAGUCUCAAAAGAGGGGAAAGUCCACGGUUGACGGCACUUCCGCCCGCAGCUGCACAAGGGUUGGCGGCGCACUUGGCCACCAGGCCUCGGUGGUGCGACGGCGGUGAGUCAAACGCCCCGGCGCCAGGCAGCUGUCGCGCGUGACAUUUGAAGAACGGUCGGGGACUUUUGGCUCAGCAUGUCGCGCCGCCAGUUCUGGCCCACCGCGCUUCGGCGCGACACGCUGACCACGUCCCAGUCCCCAGGCAUCCCCAGGUAUCACCGCUCCGAGCCUUUCCCAGCCUCCCGCCCGCGGAGCGGAGCGGCACUCUAUCAGCUUGCAGGGCACAGCAUGUCGCCGGGGCCGCCGCUGCGACGAGCCAAGUAACAAUUUCCGACCGUAGCAUGACUCAGCCUAAUUUGUUUCAAAGGUUGCUGAAUGCUUCUGGAGGCUGCGAAGGGCGGUCACUUCCAGGAGGGCCACUGGGGCGCGCCUGGCGUCUGCGCAGGGCUGUGCGCGCUGCAGCACAUGCACAGUGACAGUGCAGUGAUCGUGCAGUGAACGUGCAGUGACCGUGUGUGAAACCAUCGCGAAACAAAAAA